Molecule: messenger RNA, 3675 nt
Organism: Medicago truncatula (barrel medic)
Lineage: Eukaryota; Viridiplantae; Streptophyta; Magnoliopsida; Fabales; Fabaceae
Product: leucine-rich repeat receptor protein kinase HPCA1
Exons: 18
Coding region: 555-3359 (934 amino acids)
Biological process (GO): protein phosphorylation
Molecular function (GO): ATP binding; protein kinase activity; protein binding
Source: RefSeq, a predicted model, not a curated record
GCUGAUGCAAACUAAAACAAAUCAUUGUUUAAGUAGUCGUUGAUUGCUUCCAAGUUCCAACACUUAAAAAGUCUUUUAUCUUAUAGCUUUUUUCUUUUGAAUGUUUUAUAAAAUGUAUGAGGGAAGAAAUCAGAAUUAAAAAUGUUAAGAGCCAUUUCUAGUUGGAAUAUAUAAAUUAUCAUUGAUAUUGAAUGAUUAUGUUAGUGGACAUAUAGUUGCAAUAUUUUUUUAUUUUUUGAGUUAAUACCCAUUCUAAUUCUAAUAGUUGAAAAUUGAUUGUAAAAGGCAUUGACUUAGUAAAAUGCAUUAGUUAUAGCAUACCAUAUCUUAAACGCGUCUGCUCUAAAAUUUUCAGUUUAUUUAGUUUUUUUAUUUUUUCUUGAAAAGGUUGCUCUGUUUCUUUCCUUGUUAAAAGAUUAUACACUAUGCAUGGUUUCUCUUUAACAAUUCAAUUCAAUAUUUGAAAAGUCUUUUGAUUCUUGUUUUAAUUCAAUAUCAAUUCAAUACACUUUGAGUCUUGAUUCAAUUCAAUAUCAGAACAAGUGUUUUGUGUAAUGGAAGAACAACAUAAAGUGUUUCCUCUUCUUCUGCUGCUUCUUUUCCAAGUUUUGCAUGUUGCAUCACAGACAGACCGUGGAGAUUUUACUGCUCUUUCUUCUCUCACACAAUCCUGGAACAACAGACCAUCAAAUUGGGUGGGGUCUGAUCCUUGUGGCAGUAAUUGGGCUGGAAUUGGUUGUGACAAUUCAAGAAUUACCGAAUUGAAACUACUUGGCUUGAGUUUGGAGGGUCAGCUAUCUUCAGCAAUCCAAUCCUUAUCUGAACUUGAAACAUUGGAUCUUUCAUCCAACACGGGCAUGACAGGAACAAUUCCACGUGAAAUUGGGAAUUUGAAAAACCUCAAUUCCCUGGCAUUGGUUGGUUGUGGUUUCUCUGGCCCUAUUCCAGAUUCAAUAGGAUCAUUAAAGAAGCUGACCUUUUUAGCACUGAAUUCGAAUAAUUUCACUGGAAAUAUUCCGCACUCUCUUGGCAAUCUAUCCAACCUUGAUUGGUUAGAUCUUGAUCAAAACCAGCUGGAAGGGCCUAUUCCUGUCUCUAAUGAUCAAGGGCAACCAGGUCUUGACAUGCUCCUGAAGGCCCAGCACUUUCAUUUUGGGAACAAUAAACUCUCAGGUCCAAUACCACAGAAACUUUUUAACUCCAGCAUGAAACUAAAACAUGUGCUUUUCGACCACAAUCAACUAACAGGCAGUAUUCCUAGCACCCUAAGUAGCCUUGGGAGCACAGUGGAAGUUGUGCGCUUUGACAAGAAUCAAUUAAGCGGGAGAGUGCCUUCCAGCUUGAACAAUCUCAAAAAACUUACCGAGAUAUCUUUAUCUCACAAUGAACUGAAUGGCUCUCUGCCGGAUUUUACUGGAAUGAAUAGUCUCAUUUCUGUGGAUCUGAGCGACAAUAACUUUGAUUCUUCUCUUGUUCCUUCAUGGGUUUUUAAUUCUAGUCUGCCAAAUCUGAACACAGUAAUACUGAAGGACAACAAGCUUAGUGGCACAUUAAAUCUCAGCAGUGGCUACCGAAGUAGUCUGCAACUCAUUGAUUUGCAGAAUAAUGGUAUUACCGACCUCGUGAUGGGAAACCAAAAGUUGAAUUUUGACUUGAGACUGGGUCAAAACAGAAUUUGUCUUGAAAAUGGAGUUUCUGAAGAGAGUUAUUGCAAAGUCCCACAAACCAUUCCCCCAUAUUCAACACCAUCAAAUGGUUGCUCACCUCCUUCAUGCAGUAACGAUCAGAUCGCCAGCCCAAACUGUAAAUGUGCAUUUCCCUAUAGUGGAAAUCUAACAUCCAGAGCUUCUAGUUUCUCAAAUUUUAGUGACACAAGUUACUACAAGGAAAUUGAACAGACUAUGAUGGAUUUUUAUCGGAAACAAAACAUUCCAGUAGAUUCAGUUUCUCUUAGUAAUCCUUUCAAGGAUUCAUCCACCGAUAAUUUUCAGUUGACUCUUAAUAUCUUCCCAUCUCAAACCGAUCGUUUCAAUGCAACCGGGGUUUCAACUGCUGCUUUUGCGCUUAGCAACCAACUUUACAAGCCUCCAGAAUUUUUCACACCCUACGCCUUCAUUGGUGUUAACUAUAAACAUUUAGGAGGAGAAUCUAAAGGAUCAAAGUCAUCACAUACUGGGGUUAUAGUUGGUGCAGUAGUUGCUGUAUUGGUCCUUCUUGUACUGGCGAUCCUUAUAGGGAUAUACGCCAUUCGCCAAAAAAGAGCAAGGUCUUCCGAGUCAAACCCUUUUGUAAACUGGGAACAGAACAAUAAUAGUGGAGCUGCUCCGCAGUUGAAAGGAGCACGAUGGUUUUCGUUUGAUGAGAUGAGGAAAUACACCAACAAUUUUGCAGAAGCCAACACUAUUGGAUCAGGCGGCUAUGGACAGGUUUACCAAGGUGCUCUUCCCACUGGGGAAUUGGUUGCAAUCAAAAGAGCCGGAAAAGAAUCUAUGCAGGGCGCUGUUGAGUUUAAAACUGAGAUUGAACUUCUAUCAAGGGUCCAUCAUAAGAAUCUUGUUAGUCUUGUUGGCUUCUGUUACGAGAAAGGUGAACAAAUGCUGGUCUAUGAGUACGUUCCAAAUGGCACUUUAUUGGAUAGUCUUUCAGGAAAAUCUGGGAUAUGGAUGGAUUGGAUAAGGAGGCUCAAAGUUACAUUGGGUGCCGCCAGGGGUCUGACCUAUCUACAUGAACUUGCUGACCCACCAAUCAUACACAGAGACAUAAAAUCAAGCAAUAUCCUACUUGAUAAUCACCUCAUUGCAAAAGUUGCUGAUUUUGGUCUCUCCAAACUUCUUGUUGAUAGUGAAAGGGGCCAUGUUACUACUCAAGUCAAAGGAACAAUGGGAUACUUGGAUCCAGAAUAUUACAUGACCCAGCAAUUGACUGAAAAGAGUGAUGUAUAUAGCUUUGGAGUGCUAAUGCUGGAACUAGCAACAUCAAGAAAGCCAAUAGAGCAAGGAAAAUAUAUUGUAAGAGAGGUAAUGAGGGUAAUGGAUACAUCAAAGGAGUUAUACAAUCUUCAUUCCAUUCUAGAUCAAAGUCUACUCAAAGGGACAAGACCAAAAGGUUUAGAAAGGUAUGUUGAGUUGGCAUUGAGGUGUGUCAAAGAAUAUGCAGCUGAGAGGCCUUCAAUGGCCGAGGUUGCAAAAGAGAUUGAGAGUAUAAUCGAGCUUGUUGGAGUGAAUCCAAAUUCUGAAUCAGCUUCAACAACAGAAAAUUAUGAGGAAGCGGGUGCGGGGGAUGGUAAACAUCCUUAUGCUAAUGAGGAAGAAUUUGAAUAUAGUGGAAUCUUUCCAACAAUAAGGGUAGAACCUCAAUGAGUUUUGGCAUUUUUCUUGUGUUUCUUUUUUCUCUUCGGAUGAAUUCAUUGAGGUCUUGGUGUGUCAAUUUUGGAUUCAUUCAGUGUAAAAAAUGACGAGGUUUCAACCAAAAUAUUGAUUGGUUUUCAUAGCAUGGAAAGUGUAUUGUUAACAUUAACAAUGGCUUUGCCUGAAGGGAAGAAGGAAAAUGGAUUCCAGAUUGUAAUUUGUACUCUAGUCAUGAACAUAUUCUUGUGAAUUUUUUAAUUGUUUGUAAUAUAGUUGAAUUUGAAGAUUGAAUUUUCAAAAGACAGCAUGUCUGUUUAUUUUCUUUCUU